Molecule: messenger RNA, 1660 nt
Organism: Dermacentor andersoni
Lineage: Eukaryota; Metazoa; Arthropoda; Arachnida; Ixodida; Ixodidae
Product: MFS-type transporter SLC18B1-like
Biological process (GO): transmembrane transport
Molecular function (GO): transmembrane transporter activity
Source: RefSeq, a predicted model, not a curated record
GUGGUGGAUAGUACGCGGUGAACUGGCUCACUGGACGUGCGCGUCUUCACUACAGCGAGGAAACCGGCUGGCAGGCGAGCACAACGGCUGACGCAGUUGGCGUGGUAGCCAGCCUCCGUCGCCAGCUUUCAGUGAAGCAUGAAGUCUUCGGUGCUCUUGGACAGGGAAGCCGGACAAGAGCCCAACUACGGGGCAACGAAAAAGCAUCCCGAUUUUGUCGACGACUACUGUGGCGACCAGAGUCGACAUGGGAGCGUGUCACUUGGUAAAACGGUAGACGGACUGCCGCAAAAAACCGCCGCAGAAGGGAACACCAAGUGGGGAAGGCAGGUGACGAAGUUCCUGUGGAUCCUGCCCCUUGUUCACAGUGAAUUCUGGAUAGCUGCAGGCUUCUCGCUCUUGCAGACGUUCUAUCCGGCAAUGGCGUCUGAUAAAGGCCUCGACGCCGAUGAGUACAGCUAUGUCUACUCCGCUUACAAGAUUGCCAUGAUGUUUGGAGCAAUACUUGCGGAACGAAUUAUGGUGUGGAGUUCGCCGGUAGCUUGUUAUCUCCUCGGCAUGACAGGAUGUUUCAUCUUCAACCUUCUCUUUGGGUCCCUGUACUGGAUUCCAGGAGGAGCUGUAAACCUGGCUGUUGGCCUCGCAUCCGCAUUCUUGGGUGGAGUCGCAAAUAGUUUGUAUAUAGUCAGCGCCUAUGCAGUGUUCACAAAUCGCUUCGUGUCGAACACUGGAGUGGCCAUAGCAUCCUUGGAGUUCACUUUCACAACAGGAAAUAUGAUAGGAUCAAUCCUCGGUGGAGCUCUCAUAGAGAAAUGGGGGUACCCGGCACCAUUUUUCGUCAUUGGAAUAAUCAUCAUCUUGGCAUUUCCGGCAAUCGUCAGCCUGAAGUCAGUUCUAAACAAAGAUUGCGGUUCUUUCGCUCAGGCACACGAUCCCAGCGAAGUCACAAUAAAUUAUUCCAAGCUGCUGUGGGACCCAAUGUUCAUAGCUGGUCUGGGUUGCAUGGUGCUUUGCUGGGGUCAAAUGGGAUUCAAUGAACCAACGCUGGAGCCCAGCCUUCGGGAGUUUGAUCUCAGCAGUACUGAAAUCGGCACCGUCUACACAAUUCAGUUCGGUAGCUCGGCAAUUGGCAGCAUUAUUGCUGCAGUCUUUGCGCACUUCAAGGGUGAAGCACUGUUCGCGCUCCUUGGUCUCGUAUUGUCUUUCGCAGCAUUCCUUAUUGUUGGACCAGCUCCAUUCAUUCCCGCUGAUCGGACCCUAACCAUGGUCUACAUCUCCCAGAUAUUCAUGGGCGUCGGCAUUUCUUCCCUCUACAUCUGCGGUUUCUGUCAUUCACUGACCGUUACGCUAGAACGUGGUUAUCCAGAUACCGUUCGAACUACGGGCUUUGUGUCGAGUGUGUCGCACACGUGUCUUUUCCUGGGAGGCCUAAUCAUGCCCCCAGUAGCGGGGUAUUUGGUCGAUGCCUUCAACUACGGCACUGCGACUUUAGUCAUGGCUGUUCUCCUCGCAGCUUGGAUUCCAGUCAUGCUCGCCGUGUGGGUGUCCAAGGCUUUCUGCUCCUUUAGAACAGCAAAGCUAAGCCUGACAGAUCCAAAGAAAGGAUGCACAAUUCAGAAUAAUAACAAUAAUGUAUCGAAGAAUUAAAAAGUAUUGAUGA